UAUAAGCUUAACUAUGCCCGGAGUAAUUAGAUAUAUCGAUUUGACAAACCUCAAAGUGUCUGUCAAAUUAGUAACGGAUUAAAUCAUAACUUCGUAUAUAUACCUCUAAACCGAAAGUUCAUUGGAAUAAAAAUUAGGGAUAAUUUCAGGGCUUCCAAACAAAAGUGGAAAUACCCAGAGGUACUAUCAGUAUAACAGUUGAAUCUGGCUCUGCAGCACUUGUAUCAAGAUUGACUUGUAAUGGCCAAAUAGAAGAGACCGUGUCAUAUGCGAUGGCGAAAGCAAAAUGUAUUGCGGAGUUCCAGAUGAAGUGGCUUUUGAUCCUUACAAGUUAUUAUUAUACAAAAAAGCACUUCGAAAAGGAAAGGAGAGAGAAAAUACACUUCGAGUUAACAUCAUUGGUAAUUACGCCCAAGGAAAAUCGUCAUUAGCAAAGAGACUAAUUGGAAAAACCUGCGAAAAAGUCACAACUACAAAUGGUAUAGAAAUCAACAGAUACAAAUGUCAAACAUCUCCCGAUGGAACACAUAUACUUACAUCCUCCGAAAAUGAAAGUCACGAAUUUGUCAAUCGUCUUGCAACAAUUGCACGCUCGAUAGAACCAACAAUAAAAUCGGAAAUACAAGAAACACAUUUGGAAGGGUGCUUAACACAUGAUAAUUCGGAGCUGGCCACAAUAGAAAACAAAACACAACCAAUUGAAACAAACCCUUAUGUUGCUGAGGAAACUUUUAUAAGCAAGGUCGAUUACUGGGACGAUUUAAGCCGGCAUGCAUUACCGCAACGACUUAAAAUCAAAGAGGGAAAACGGAUGACAUUGUCUGCAGAAGAGAUGGCGUUAUUUUCUAAUAUAGUAGAAGAGGAGAAGUACACAUCUGAAAAAAUUCAUUGAUAUCUGGGAUUUUGGGGGUCAGUACAUAUUUUAUGCCACUCAUACAUUGUUUCACAGCAGGAGAGCCUUAUACCUUUUAGUUUUUGAUUUAACCAAAGAUUUGGAAACAAUUGUACUGGACGAAGAGUAUCCUGGAGAGACUGGUGAUAGAAAUAUGGAAUAUUUUGCGAGAUUCUGGAUAGAAUCAAUACAUUCAUACGUUGGUCCUGACCCGCAGAUUGUACUUGUUGGUACGCAUAAAGACGAACUUAAGGGAAAUGAUCGAUUAUGGAAAGAAUAUUUCGAGAAGGUCAGGUGCUUAUUUGACGGCACUGACCUUAUAUACCAUAUCCAGAAGGAAGACUUUGCUGUGGAUAAUUAUGACAUUUCAGAUCCCGGUAUUGCAGACCUCCUUUCCUUUAUCUUGAAAAAGCAUACAGAAUUAGUACAGCCUGUCGAGAUUCCUGCACGUUGGAUACAACUAGAAAAAGCUCUUAGAGCAUUGAAAACAUCCAUAAUCACAUUUCAAGAUGUAGUAGAAUUGGACAAAAAGAAUACACAUCCCCUGCUAGAUGAAGAACAGCUAAAGCUCUUUUUGCAUUAUCAUCAUGAAAAAGGCACAUUGUUUUUCUACGAUGAAGGCGUGAUAUCAGAUUUCGUUUGCUUGGAUCCACAAUUUUUAAUAGAUGCUUUUAAAUGCAUCAUUACCUCAGAACAGUUUUACAAAAAUGACCCUGAUAUUCGUUCCCUCUGGAAAGUUUUGUCAAAAGAAGGCAGAUUAACGCGUCAACUCAUUGACAAGGUUUGGAUAAACCAACCGGAUUUGAUGAAGCAUAAAGAUGUCCUCCUGAGAUUCCUGACGAAACAAAACAUUAUAGCAGAAGUGGUUGAAUACAACGUAAAUUCUGAAGAAAAAAAGCAGAAAGAUUGGUUUAUUGUGCCUACCUUGCUAAAGGAUCAUAGCUCGAAGGAAGAAAUGCUCCGUUUUCUCUCUGGAAAAACUCAGUCACAAGUUCGAUAUUCAAUGAAGUUUGCCAAGUCAUCGGUUGUACACUUAGUGUUUAAUAAGGCUCUAGCCGCGGCUCUUGGAACUUGGCCUGUCGUUAAAUUUGGCACUAAACUGUUGUUAUUCGAAAACGUAUGUGUUUUGAAACUCAUUAGAAAUCAUGCAGGGCUGUUAGAACAGAGGAAAGACAGUGGAACAAUAGAACUGAAAGUCGUGCAUCUACUGUCAAAACAAAUUGAAUGUCAUCCGACCGACGUGUUUAGGCGUUUCGUUGAAUCUAUUGUGCUGCAUGAAUUCGGAAGGUUGGGGUAUCCCGAGAGGGGAAGAAGCAAACCUUUUGUACCAGCAUACAGAUGCAACCACGCAUAUCAUGGUCCAGGAGGUAGUAGUCAAUUAACGCAUUUCAAAGAAGACGAAGAUGUCAUUUGUCCUGAUAAUGUCACCCAUGACAGUUUUGACAACAUAAGAGCAAAAGCAGAAUGGUCUUAUGAAAAUACGAUUGAUGAAGUAUAUCCGAAAAUGCAAUUGACAGAAAAGACACUCAGUAAAUUGGCUCAGUGUGCGAUAGGGUCAAACUGGUGUCUCCUGGGACCUCAGCUUAAAAUUAAAAAGGCCGAGAUCGACCAUAUAGACGAAGAAAUAAAACAAGUUGAGAUGAAAAUUUAUACAAUGCUUCAAAAAUGGAAAGAUAGGUGUGCUUCUAAUGCAACUUUGGAUCAGUUAGUUGAGGCGAUAAAGAAAUGUCCAGGUGUGAGCAUUUACUGGGAUGAAAUCAGAAACAUUAGAGACGAAUAUCUUAGAAAACAGAGAAAACAAGAAAUAGAUCUGAUUCGACCAUUAUCAAACAAGAUUGUGAAAAUCCAUGAGACAUUGACUUUGGAGUGUGACAUAACCAAGUCUAAUGUCUCAGUAACAUGGCUCAAAGAUGGUGAGCCUAUCACCCCAGAUAGCCGAACAUUGAUAUCUUCAAACGGCGGAUUUCAUCAGCUUGUAGUGAAAGAUAUUACGGUGAAUGAUGACGCCAAAUACACAUGUGUAUACGGGAAUUGUAUCACAGAAUGUUUUGUCAAGGUUGAAGACACAUUUGGGCCUUUGCAGUUCAUAAAAGAACUCUCAGAUAUUGAGGUAGGAGACAUACCUAGCACUGUAACAUUUUUAUGCGAACUCAACGCGAGCCAAACCGAUGUGGAAUGGUACUAUCGAAACCAACGAUUAUACCCGUCAAACAAAUAUACAAUCAUUGACGAAGGAUCUGUUCAUAUUUUAAAAAUCAAAGAUGUUUCAGAGACCGAUGAAGGAAAAUACUCUGUGCUGGCAAAUGGUCUAAGGUCAGAAGCUACACUCUACGUGGAAGAAACAGAAGAAGAAAGAUUUUUACUGGCACAACACCGAAGACAAAGAGCCGAACAAUUGAAAAGUGUAACAAACUUGAGAUCAGAUUCUAAUGUAACCGGUACAGAAACAACCGCAAAUGCACAUGUAUGGUCCGUCGAUUGUAUGCAGAGUUAUUCAAUCAAGACUGAUGGAGAUAGAACAGGCUGUUACAUGACAGGUUGUUGUAUGUUACCUACCGGAGAGAUUCUGCUAUCAGACAGCAACAACUGUAGGCUGAAGAAACUUAAUGGAAGGUAUCAGGUUAUCGGUGUAUGUGAUCUGCCUGGCAGAGCCUGGGGUGUUUGUUACUGUGGUAACAAUGAAGCUGUGUUAGCUAUGUCCGAAAAAAGUCUGCAGUUUGUGGAUGUAAGAGAAAGUAUGUCGUUGACCAGGAAAGUUAAAACAGGUCAUAGUUGUAACGGAAUCAACUGUCAUGGUAACCAGCUUUAUGUUGUAGAUGAAAAUUCGGUCUAUCUAUAUAGUAUUGAUGGUAGAAUGCAGCGUAUAUUGUACACUCAUCAGUCCGACUUUCGCCAUAUUGCAGUUAGCGAUAAUGGCAACAACAUUUACAUUGCGGACUAUGAUACAGGACUUCACACUAUUGACAGUUCAGGGAGUCACCUGUAUACAUUCACUGACUCAGAACUCAGUGGAGCUCGGGCUGUAUGUCUAGAUGAUAAUGGUCAUGUCUUGGUGUGCGGUGCUUGGUCAGCGAAAGUGCUACAAAUAAGUUCUGAUGGUAAACAAAAGCUUGGAAUCAUACCAGUCUGUAAUAAUGAUACUUUCGACAUUAGAACUCUUUACUUUGACAGGCGUAAUGCUACUCUUAUAACUGCAGGUCAUUCUGAGAAAAUAGCUGCCCUAAAGCUCAAACAAAAUAUUAUCUCUUAGAGAUCAAAUAUCAACUAGCUGAGAUGUUUAUCUGCACCAUGUCACUGAGAGUAUUUUCAUAAAACUAUAACCAUUAAUUUUAAGCUAGCUCUACUUGCCAGCAUUUUGGGUGAAAAUUGUCAACAUGUUCAUUUCCACCAAGUUUGGAAUAGAAUGUAUAUAUGACACUGAAAAAUGAAAUAAAUGGGUGAAAGUAAGAUAUUGGUAAAAAUGCAAAAACAAAAUGUAAUUUUUUCUGCACUAUUUCAAAAGUGUUGCAACGUUUUUCUCCUGUUUGCACAAAUUUUCAGUUAUUUAUAUAAAUAUCUUUCAAAACUCUUAUGCCGAUAAGUUUGUAACACUAGUCAUUUUCAGAGUACUCACAUUCUAUGGAUUUUUGAGAGAAAUUAAUUUUCGCCUAAAAUAUAUGGGUUAGUCUCUUUAACAUCAUCAAGAUGACGUGACUGCACAGCCCAUGGCAGUAGAUUCAGGAUCAAGGUCACACUUAAAGGCACAACAUUUUGCUUACCUUAUAUGAGGGUAUUAAUCAUCUUCAGUAAUUACCCUAGUUGUAAAAAUAUAUAAAAGACUGUCACUGUAUAUGCACUUUUAAUAGUACGUGAGUUGUUUAGAAUUACAUUAAACGGUGAUCUGUAAUCAUAGAACAAUUUUCGAUGAAAAAUCAGUUUAGCUUGACUUUGUCUGUUUUUCAUGCUAUAACGGUAAAUGUGUCAGUGGUGUGGUUGUAUAUAAGUUUACAGUAUGGUAUUUCAUUUUAAUACAAAAACCUGUAUACACUUUCAAUGCAAUUAUCAUGUGGAGAUGCUUUCUUACUUGUGUAUUUCAAGGGGUGGUGAGCUUAGGUAACAUCAUAAAUAAGUCAAUAUUGCAUUGUUAUUUUCAUUUUGAAAGAAUAACCUUAAAUAAAGCAUUAAAAUGGCAAUGUAAAAAUGUCAAAAUCAGUUUUAGUAGUCAUUUAACCUUAUGUUUAUUUUAUUAUUGUUAGUUGUACAUUUCAGGCUUCUUACAGUAUUUUUAUUACAGUGCUUCAAGAGGCAACGUAAGAAUAUGGCCUGUUGUAGGAGAUUAAAAAGUAAAUAAUAGCUUUUGCUUGUGGAAUAUAAUUACCCCUGAAUUGACAUUUUCCUCUGGAGAUUGAUUACUAGUAUUAUCUUUCUCAGAAGCCACUAGGAAGUAGUCUGAAAUUAUUUUAUUUGCACCAUUACUCACCAUUUUCAAAAAUAUAUUUACGUGAAUAAAACAACUCCUAGGGCGUGACUUUCAGUAAUUCAAGAGAGCGUAUUAUUACUUCCGUACUCUGACUAUGAAAAACGGUUAUUUCAAAAAUAACAUUUUAAAUACACUCUAGCCACUUACAGUUUUAUAUCCGAUGUAGAUUAUUGAAAAUAGACAUGUUUGCUAAUGUAUUAAGUUAAAAAUGUUAAGAUAAAACUAGCAUUGUGAGGCUUUGUACUGAUUGUUGUUCGCUAAUUAAUAAAUGUUUAAUUGUGUGUUGUUUCAAAAUGUGUUAGAUAUCUAUAACAAUGUUCUGGUGAUGUGUAAAUUAACAGAUGGUUUAGAUAUUUGCUAGCCUUUUAUUUCUUUGCACUGAAUGGUGUUUGCUGAUUAUUUUCAUAUUUUUGGAUGUGUUGUUUCAAAACUACUUUAGAUAUGUAAAGCAAUUUUCUGAUGAUGUGUUAUUUUGUAAGUGGUUCAAAUGUUUGCUAGCCUUUUAAAGCUUUGUACUGAAUGCUGAUUACAUAAGUGAUUGCUGAUAUGUUGUUUCUAAGAUAUUUCAUAUAUCGAGGGCUUAGAGCAAAACUGGUCUAUCUGCUUCUAUUUAUGCCCCCGAAGGGAGGCAUAUAGUUUUUGAACCGUCUGUCUGUCGGUCUGUCGGUCUGUCCGCAUUUUUCGUGUCCGGUCCAUAUCUUUGUCAUCGAUGGAUGGAUUUUCAAAUAACUUGGCAUGAAUGUGUACCACAGUAAGACGACGUGUCGCGCGCAAGACCCAAGUCCGUACCUCAAAGGUCAAGGUCACACUUAGACAUUAAAGGUUAUUGCAUUGAUGGGCGUGUCCGGUCCAUAUCUUUGUCAUCGAUGGAUGGAUUUUCAAAUAACUUGGCAUGAAUGUGUACCACAGUAAGACGACGUGUCGCGCGCAAGACCCAGGUGCGUACCUCAAAGGUCAAGGUCACACUUAGACAUUAAGGGACAGUGCAUUGAUGGGCGUGUCUGGUCCAUAUCUUUGUCAUCGAUGGAUGGAUUUUCAAAUAACUUGGCAUGAAUGUGUACCACAGUAAGACGACGUGUCGCGCGCAAGACCCAGGUCCGUAUCUCAAAGGUCAAGGUCACACUUAGACAUUAAGGGAUAGUGCAUUGAUGGGCGUGUCCGGUCCAUAUCUUUGUCAUCGAUGGAUGGAUUUUCAAAUAACUUGGCAUGAAUGUGUACCACAGUAAGACGACAUGUCAUGCGCAAGACCCAGGUCCGUAGCUCAAAGGUCAAGGUCACACUUAGAUGUUAAAGGUCUUUUUUCAUGAUAGUGCAUUAAUGGGCGUGUCCGGUCGAUAUCUUUUUCAUUCAUGCAUGGAUUUUAAAAUAACUACGCAUAAAUGUGCGACACAGUAAGACGACGUGUCGCGCGCAAGACCCAGCUCUGUAGGUCAAAGGUCCUAAACUCGAACAUCGGCCAUAACUAUUCAUUUAAAGUGCCAUCGGGGGCAUGUGUCAUCCUAUGGAGACAGCUCUUGUUCUAUAUAAAGAUAGACCAGUUUCGCUCUAAGCCCUCGAUAUGUAAUGCUAUAUUCUGCUGAUGUGUAAUUUCCUCAUUGGUUUAGCCUUAUAAAUCUUUGUACUGAAUGCUGUUAACUGAUUACAUGAAUGUUUUUCGAUAUGUUCAUUUAAAAUGUUUUAGAUACGUAGAGCAAAAUUUCUACUAAUGCAUAAUUCCUAAAACGGUUUACAUAUUUGCUAGCCUUCUAAAGCUUUGUACCGAAUGGUGUUUGCUAAUAAAAUUAAUGUGUCUAAUGUAUUGUUUCUAAGAUAUUCAAGAAAUAUAAAGCAAUAUUC
Molecule: messenger RNA, 7187 nt
Organism: Mercenaria mercenaria
Lineage: Eukaryota; Metazoa; Mollusca; Bivalvia; Venerida; Veneridae
Exons: 8
Coding region: 1047-4142 (1031 amino acids)
Biological process (GO): signal transduction
Molecular function (GO): protein binding
Source: RefSeq, a predicted model, not a curated record